AUGGAUUCUUUAUCCAAAUUCAAACAGCGAUUCGGAUCUUCAGCGCCAGCCGAGAAUGCAGACACCAUAAAUGAAGCUCAAGGUGACGUGAUGUUGUCCGUUGCUGAGCCACAAAAGCCAUCCGAGAAACUAGAGGUGGCGGGUAUCGCGAGAUUUGAGGCUGCGCAGGCUGUAUGGGGUCGGACUGGUAAAUAUUUUCUCUAUCUCGGAUUGGCUAUGAUCAUGAUCAUUUUUGAACUCGACAAUGUAACCACAUCAUCUUAUAUCACGUACGCAUCCUCUUCCUUCAAUGAACUUUCCAAGGUCGGGACUGUAUCGACGGCAGCAAGCAUCGUCUUAGCUAUUGUGAAACCGCCUGUUGCGAAGAUCUCGGACGUGGUAGGGCGAGCCGAGGCUUACAUCUUUACUAUUACCUGCUAUGUGUUGGGUUAUAUCCUUUGCGCCUCUUCGAGUACAUUCAACACCUAUGCGGGAGGUUAUAUUUUCUAUGCCCUCGGACAGGGAGGCACAGCUAUGCUGGAUUCGGUCAUGGUGUCCGAUUUGUCUAGUAUGCGUUGGAGAGGAUUCUCCUACAACAUCAUCUACCUUCCAUUCUUGAUUGCACCAUGGGUAGGGGCUCAGAUUGUCGAUAGUGUCGUGGACGGCAUUGGGUGGCGCUGGGGUAUUGGCAUGUUUGCCAUUCUUAUGCCCUUCACGGCCAGUUUUAUAAUCAUCACGCUUCUGGUGUUCCAACAUCGUGCCAGGAAGGCCGGUAUUGUAUAUGCAGAGAAGAUAAGUCUAUUCCAGUUCUUCUCUCGUAUCGAUAUCGGCGGUGUUUUCCUUCUCGGCGGUGGCUUUGCUAUGUUGUUGUUGCCCAUAACUCUCGCUGCCACGACCACCAGCAAGUGGCACACAGCCUGGAUAGACGUGCUUAUCGCCCUAGGAUGCGUCGCACUCAUCGCUUUGUAUCCCUACGAGAGAUACAUUGCCAAGUACCCCGUUGUCCCUGUCCGAUACUUCACUAAUAUGUCUAUUGUGUGCUUUACUGGCAUGUUGGUCGGCCUCGUCAUGUAUAAGACCCGUUCGUACAAGUGGAUUCUUGUCGGAGGAGCAGCCAUCCGUAUGAUCGGUUAUGGAGUCAUGAUUCGUCUACGAACAAAUGACAGCUCCACGGCUGAGCUAUUUGUCGUUCAGCUUAUACAAGGUCUAGGCAGUGGUAUUAUUGAGACUGUUAUGAUCGUCGCGGCGCAGAUCGUCGUACCCCAUGCUGAAUUGGCCCAAGUCACCGCACUGAUCAGUUUAGGUGCUUUCCUCGGUGAUGGAAUAGGCUCAGCAAUUGCAGGUGGAAUUUAUACGGACACUCUCCGUGAACGUUUAGCAUUCCGACUUGAUACGACAAACCAAACAGAGAUUGACACUCUAUUUAACUCUAUCACGGGUGUUUUACCUGCUUGGGGCACUCCACAGAGACUUGCAGUUAAUGAAGCUUACUCAGAUGUUAUGGGAUAUAUAACCAUUGCUGCUUUAGCACUCUCUGCACCCGUUCUCAUUAUAACUUUCUUCAUGCCAAACAACAAACUCGGAGAUGGACGAAACUUGCUUGAAGGAACCGAGGUGUCAGAACGCGAAACUACACCGGAGGAGUCUCAAUCUCAAGAACCCAAAGUGGAUCCUGAAAAUUAA
This is a messenger RNA of Talaromyces atroroseus, 1662 nucleotides long. RefSeq lists its product as hypothetical. NCBI's taxonomy places the organism in Eukaryota, Fungi, Ascomycota, Eurotiomycetes, Eurotiales, Trichocomaceae. Gene Ontology annotation, molecular function: transmembrane transporter activity. The transcript has 7 exons. Bases 1 to 1662 code for a protein of 553 amino acids. The record is from RefSeq and is a predicted model, not a curated record. Gene Ontology annotation, biological process: transmembrane transport.